AUGACUUUGCAGCCUCAGAACGAGUAUAUGGAGAGGUGGCGCAAGCUGCAUGGCCGCCGCCUGGAUCACGAAGAACGAACACGAAAGAGAGCCGCCCGUGAGGGCCACAAGGCUUCCCAGGAUGCACAGAAUUUGCGUGGCCUGCGGGCCAAGCUGCACCAGCAGAAGCGACACAAGGAGAAGAUCCAAAUGAAGAAGGCUAUCAAGGCACACGAGGAGAGAAAUGUCAAGACUGCCGACGAGAAGGAGCCCUCAACUCCCAUGCCCUCGUACCUACUUGACCGAACGAACCCAUCGACGGCCAAGGCCCUCAGCAGUGCCAUCAAGAACAAGCGAGCAGAAAAGGCGGCCAAGUUUAACGUCCCGCUGCCAAAGGUCCGCGGUAUCAGCGAGGAGGAAAUGUUCAAGGUGGUCAAGACGGGCAAGAAGAUCCAGAAGAAGGGCUGGAAGCGCAUGGUCACCAAACCUACGUUUGUCGGACAGGACUUCACGCGAAGAAACCCUAAAUACGAAAGGUUUAUUAGGCCUAUGGGGCUUCGAUACCGCAAAACUAACUGCACGCAGGCCGAGCUGGGUGUUACGGUGCAGUUGCCUAUCAUCGGCGUCAAGAAGAACCCUCAGAAUCCGAUGUAUACCCAGCUUGGUGUUUUGACAAAGGGUACCGUCAUCGAGGUCAACGUCAGCGAACUGGGCUUGGUGACUGCUGGCGGAAAGGUUGUGUGGGGUCGAUAUGCGCAAGUGACCAACAAUCCCGAAAACGAUGGCUGUGUCAACAGCGUGUUGCUCGUGUAA
Messenger RNA from Metarhizium robertsii ARSEF 23, 792 nucleotides. RefSeq names its product ribosomal large subunit. The record is from RefSeq and is a predicted model, not a curated record. The transcript is spliced from 2 exons. Gene Ontology annotation, cellular component: nucleolus; preribosome, large subunit precursor. Lineage: Eukaryota; Fungi; Ascomycota; Sordariomycetes; Hypocreales; Clavicipitaceae. The coding region runs from base 1 to 792 and encodes 263 amino acids. Gene Ontology annotation, biological process: maturation of 5.8S rRNA; maturation of LSU-rRNA.